CAUCUGGUCCGCAAAUCAAUCACAAGAACUAGUCACUUCUUAGCUCCCUCCCAGAAUAAAUACUCCCGACAUCUCCAUCUUCUCUUCGACUUCUACAUUUCCCCCAUACAACUCCCCCCCCUCAGCGUCACUUCACAACUCCUCUUGCUAUCUGACUUCUCUCCUAUGUUAUGAUUUCUGCCCUCCUUCUGUUUAAACCAUGACCGACCUCGCUUCUCGAGUCAAGCCGUUUGGCUUGACUCAGGUCUAUUGUUCCGAGAAGCCUCAAGUCGACGUCGUCCUGGUACAUGGUCUCAACGGCCAUCCAUACAACACCUGGGCCACCCAGUCGGGGGUGUACUGGCCUGCUCAUCUGCUACCUGAAUUUCUCGAAUCCAGCCCUCUGAGAAUCCUGACUUAUGGCUAUAAUGCCAACGUUCAUUCCUUUACCGACGGGGUCUCCAAGGAUCGCCUGCACAACCAUGCUGAAACUCUCACUUCUUCUCUGGCGGCCAACCGAAAUCUUCGAGGCUGUGCGGACCGUCCCAUCAUUUUCGUCUGCCAUUCGCUAGGCGGCUUGAUCGUCAAACGGGCCCUGAUCUAUUGCAACAGCGUCCAGAACGAGCGCAUCGAACACCUGCGUUCCAUCUUCGUGUCGACGUACGGUAUGCUCUUCCUCGGGACGCCGCACAACGGAUCCGACAUCGCCAAAUGGGGCGCCCUGUUGCAAAACAUCUGCACGGCCGUCAUGCCCAAGAAGUUCCUCGACUCCUCGCCCCAGCUCGUCAAGGCCCUCCGGUCCAACAACGAGACCCUCCAGAACAUCAACAGCCUCUUCGCCGACAUCAUGCCUCGCUUUCACAUCUACUUCUUCCACGAGACGCUCCCCACGGACCUGCGCGGGUCGCGCGAGAUGAUCGUCGAUGAGAGCUCGGCUGCACCGUACGUCGAGGGCGUGGAGCGCAUGGGCAUCGAGUCCGACCACCGUCAUAUGUGCAAAUUCGAGGACGACACCGCACCCGGGUUCGAGGCCGUGGCCGAAGCGUUGCUGCGCUAUUCCCGCGACGCCCCGCGGACCGUCACCGAUCGCUGGGUCGAGGAGAACCGGAUGCGUGCGCUAAAGAAGCACACCAAGGCACGGGAAAUCUUUGGUAAUGUGGAAGGGCAUUCAAUGGCGGAGAGCGAGCCGGAUCUCCGGUUACAUGGUAACCCCGCGCCGCUUCAAAAACAGCUCACCCACACGGACCAAGAUAGACGCCGCUCGCUGGCGGGAGGCGAAAGCCUCUCGUCGUCUCACACGUCGCAGCGAGAGCAGCAGCUCUUCGUAGCGCCCCCAGGUUUCCACCCGAAUGCAAACUUCGUCGGCUUUCAGAAAGAGCUCGAACUCUUGCACACUCGGGUGUUCAAAUCCAAGAAACGCUCUGAUCGCUUGGUGGCCGUAUUGAUCUGCGGGGGUCCCGGCUCAGGCAAGUCCCACCUCGCACGCCAGUAUGUCUUCAAGCAACACAAGAACUAUCCCGGCGGCAUCUUUUGGGUCGAUGCCAAGUCACACGAGUCGGCGUGCAAGUGUUUCUGGGACAUUGCGCAGGCAGCCACCCUCACCGACGGCCAAGAGUUCCAGAACCCUGACUCCAAGGCCCCGCAGAAGUAUGUCGAGACCGUCCGGAACUGGUUCCAGGCUCGCGAGGACUGGCUCCUUGUCUUCGAUGGGGUUAGCUUUCGAAACGAGGAUGAGCUCAACCAGUUCCGGCAGUUUCUGCCCUUCAAGAAAAACUGCAGCAUCAUCUACACGUCGGUAGACCGGACGCUUAGAAAGAAGCAGCGUCUGUAUGAGCCCUACUGUCUCCAGGUGCCGCCUCUUCAAGUGGAGGAUGCGUGCAAGCUCCUCUUCAAGGAUUUGCUCAUCAAGAAGCCAACUCCCGAACAGAUACGCCGGGCGACGGAUCUGGUCCGAUACUACGAGUGUCUGCCGUUGGCCAUCCACGCCAUCAGUCAUCGUCUGAGCGUGACGGAAAAACCGAUCGAAAAGUAUCACGUCGACUCCCGCCUGACGGACGAGAAACUCGCCGAACCAUUCCUGGUCCUCAUGCACGACCUAUACCAGAUGGGCCAUCUCGAAGCCUUGAACCUGAUCAAUAUCCUGUCCUUUUUUGACCACAAUGUUCCCGUUGGCCUCAUAAACCUGGGCAGGUCAUCUCUGGUGAAUUCCAAUGUGGAAAUCCUCUCCAAGACUCGACCAGGCGAGCCCGGGGAUAUUGACACAACGCUGGGCAUACUGAUCCGCUACGGUCUCGUCGAACGGACCAUCAAUGCGUAUGAACUGCAAGCCCAAGCGCUCUCGCCUCUGUCUGAAAGAAGUCAUAUUCUGGACGCCAAAGCAGUGAUUCCCGACCUGUCAGAGUCGCAGACCGAGAGUAGCCAAGAUGCCUUCUUUGCGCCGUACCAGUACUCCGGGUCCAUCGAUAUGAUCAAGAUCCACAGCGUGGUCCAGAGCUUUUGCCGCGACGAGCUCACUAUCAUGGACGAGGAGAGGAAUUCCAAGCCAUCUUUGACCGACUCGAGCAAGCCUCAGGCGGGAUAUUUCGAUUCCUGGCUGGUUGUUGCCACCGACCUCCUCUGCACAUCCUACGGGCACGCGAAAAGACGGAUGGAAGACAUCGAUGACCACGGCCUGGUCAAGGAUUACCGGGAAUAUGAGACUCACGCAUCCCGACUGGCGGAGUUCUUUCCGAAGAAGAUGUCUAAGAAGCCUUCCGUGGUGCACGAGGCGUUCGACGACCUGAAACAGGUUUUGAGAAGCAUAUCCAACGAGAUUGAGCGCAUCUCGCCUACGUCGUCGCAGGAGUCAAUCAGGAGGCAGAGGUCGGUGUUUGAUCGAUCGAGUAGUUCUUCGUCAUCGGUCCCUAAUUCGGCGACUGAAGACGGACCCUCGCGACACCUGACCUGGGAUUUUAGUGACAUGGAGCAGCCCAGGGUUGAUUCCCCGGAAGAGAUGCCGACUCAGCCUCGCUUCCAUCUCGAGCCUAUCGUGCCUCGUAUCUUUCGCGAGUCCAGCUUCGAUCCCGAGAACGGCUAUGAAACCGACGGGGAAGGGCCAAAGGGCAUGACCCGAAAUUCCCCGAUUCCCUCUCUAGUGAGCCACACGACGGCGACUGAGAGGCCACUGUCCUCCCAAGCCUCAAGCCCUCCGCGCUCAGAGGAACUUGGGUGGCACACUGUGCAACGAUCGGUGAAGCAUCGACAGGCCAAGGAACAGUGGCCGAAGAAACGACCCCAGCGGCCCAAGUUCCCCCGCAACAUCCGCGGCUCGAAACCGGCGGCCCCGAAAGUCGCGGCGUUGUCCGUUGAGGGUAGGAGUGCGUCCAGUAGUCCGUUAACGAAAAGCCGUAGCAGCUCUGGCGUGUCAGCGUCCGCAGCGCUGGCCGCUGUGCAUCAGGGCAGUCCACCGCCGACGCGCAGACUUUUGGGCGAUCAGCUCGUGUCGGACAAGGAAAAUCUCCCGACAUACGCGGCCAUUGCCGCCCAACGCACUCAGGGUAUGGGUGGUGUCUCAUCGGCAAAGCAACGGUCAUCAUCAAGCCCCGGUGGCAAGUAUCGACCCAAGUUCUUGGGCUUGAACAAUAAGUCCUCAGGGGACUCGCUGCAGAGCCGAUCUAGCAACGCACAUGCAUCGCCUCUGUCCGCCGAGUUCAGGCACGGCCCGAUGAGCCAGUCAACAUACAGCGAGAUAGACCAGACGUAUCUCACAAACCAGCUAAACGCGCUGGAUCUGCAGACCCAGGACGCCGAGUGGCAACGCCCCCGCCAUUUGUCUGCUUCCCGUCCCGUCGACAUGUCGGCCAGCACGCCGUCCGUUUUCACAUACAUGCCGCAACUUCCAGUUGAAAAUAACAUCGAGGUCACUAUGUCGCGUCGAAUGGGCGCUGUGCGGCCGCAACAGCCACAACCAGUCAGCCAAUCGACCACGAAGAGCGCAGUCACUCACCCGUCUGCAUUCAUGCCUGGCAUCUCGCCGCCGCCGUCCGUCCAGCUGGAUGGACCGGGCUACUUAUCCGAUCCCAUCCCGGAGCCCAUGACGCGCGAUCCAUCAGGGCAGUCCCAUCAAUCGUGGGCGACCGAACCCGUCCGCUACCCACCCAACUCUUCCUCGCUCAUGCCCCCCACCGCUCAAGCUGCCUUCCCUGCCGGGUUGACCCACGUCAUCCCACAGCAACACACCCUCUCCGGCACGGGCAGCUGGAUCAGCGACACGUCGCAGCAUCUGCCGCCGCCGCCUGGCACAACCGCCGUACCGAUGGCCAGCGCAGUCCAAUCAGAAAGCAUGUUUAUCGCCGCUCAGGGGCAGCCCAUCCAGCCUCUCGACGAGCACAUGCUCAGCGUGGAUGCCCAUCCAGGGUGGGCAGCAGCGGACCCAGCGUCGGCACAGCUACUCCACUUCGGCGGCCAUCGCGUCGACGUCCGCUCCGCACGCCAGCGACUGGGCGGUUACGGGCAGUACCAGGUCCAGAUCCCACCACAACACGUUCCCAUGUACCGGCUGCAGCAGGGGAACCACUCGGGCCCUGUUCUGCCGCAGGGUCUCGGGCUGUUGCAGCCACAGGAUCUGGUUCAUGGCAUGUCGCGUCCGCGGAGCGGGAGUUCGCCGCCGCGGCCGGGAUUCGAGUAUGAUGGAUUGGGAGUAAAUUUCGGGUGAUCUCCUUCUUUUUCUCCUUCCUUUCUUAUCUUCUUGUUUGUUCUUUUAUCCUUAUCUUCUUUCUUCUUUUCUGUUUUAAUCAGUCAUCUGUACUGAGCUGGUCUUUGGAAAGAUGACUGCUGGCUUACUUCUGUGUGCGUAUGCAUUUUCUUUUCAUUUGAUGGAUAUCCCU
This is a messenger RNA of Aspergillus candidus, 4844 nucleotides long. Its product is annotated as LipA and NB-ARC domain protein. The transcript has 4 exons. The coding region runs from base 200 to 4672 and encodes 1490 amino acids. NCBI's taxonomy places the organism in Eukaryota, Fungi, Ascomycota, Eurotiomycetes, Eurotiales, Aspergillaceae. Gene Ontology annotation, molecular function: ADP binding. The record is from RefSeq and is a predicted model, not a curated record.